Messenger RNA from Prosopis cineraria, 2154 nucleotides. RefSeq lists its product as uncharacterized. Lineage: Eukaryota; Viridiplantae; Streptophyta; Magnoliopsida; Fabales; Fabaceae. The record is from RefSeq and is a predicted model, not a curated record. Bases 85 to 954 code for a protein of 289 amino acids. The transcript has 8 exons.
UAAUAACAACAUAAUUUGAUAUCUAAACAAUUCUCUCAUUUCUUCGAAGACUCUGAGAAGAGGCAAUCCUAACAAUUGAGAGUGAUGCAGAACAACCUAUCAGAUCUGGGUAUGCUACCAUUUUAUUUUGUCAAGAUUUGGCCAAAUGAUGUAGCUCCCAAAUCCAGAAUCAAAGAUGCAGUCAUGCUGUUUGAGCAAAUGGAUCAACCACAUUUUCAGACAUCUCAAAAGAUGAAAAGAAAAUUGUUUGAAUGGGAACAAGAGGUUUCAAGAUUGGAUGAACUGAACUGCUACCAUCAUGGAGUUCUGGAGAAAAUUCAAUUUCAGGAGAGCAUGCUGGAAAACUUGAAGCCGAAGCUACACAAUUUUUGUUCUGCUGAUGAAACACGCAAGUGGAGAACUACUAAAUCUGCAUGCACAACAGAACAAGGUGUUGAUAUCCAUAAGCUUAAUUUCUUGAUGCUUCACAAGACCAAAAAGUUAUGUGAAGAAAACAAGCUCUUAAGAGACAUGACAUAUCGACAGCCGAGAGAAGUUGCUGCUAUAUUACCCUUUCAAACUUACAAUGAAGAAACGAAAAACUCCACCGAAGCAGAAAGAAACUGCACUAAGAUCUCAAAACAAAGCAUCAGAAAGACAUUAAAGGGUGUAUGUGAUGAGUUAAUGGAGAUGAGGAAGGAAAAGAAGGCACUUGAAACCAAAAUGAAGAAAGCUGACAAAAAAUCAGGAGCAAUAAAACAAGGGAUAAGGUGUUUGGUGAAGCAGAGACACAGAAAGGAGGCAUAUUUCUGCAUACUUGACCAGAGAAGAAUUUAUGAUGAGGAAUGUUGGGUCCUCCAAUAUCGUAACUUGGAAUCUGUGCACAGUUGUAUGAUCUAUAUGGACAAGUCUUCUUCAAGGUGGACAGGAAGCUGCAGAAAUUGGAUAUUGAGCAACAACAUCAAUUGCUUGUGAUUUCUUUUCUUUUCUUUUCUUUUUUUGAUUGAUAUAUAAUAUGUAAGCAAAUGUUGGUCCCAUAGAGGCAAUCAAGUUGUUCAAGGAAAGGGAUUGGCAUAAUAAAGAUGUGUGAAGGUCAAAUAAAAAGAAUUAUUAAUUCAAAGGACUCGUGCGCUACGUAAAGUUCAAUUCUCUGAUAUUAAAUUCACUUCAGAUCAUAAAAUGCAGAAAGUUUUGAAUAGCUUAUAUCAGUUGUUGUUGUUGUUAUUAGACACAAACAAGUCUUCAUCAGUACUUGUUCGCCGAGACAAAAAACAUAGUUCAUAAAUAUUGAAGUUAGCUGCGUAUUAUAUUUUAAGUGAACAAAUAGUUAUUUUAAUAAUUAUCUAUAUUUUGAAAUUUAAAUAUUGAUCUGGUUCAUCUUUUUGAUCCGACUUCCUUGGCUUGAGGUGCAAGGCGUUGACUUGAGUUGGACAGUUAGCAUCUCAUGAAAUGCAUAUAAAAAUUCAGAACAUUGAGUGACAAUGAUAACACAAUUCAAGAUCCGCAACUGAGAAGAAAAACACAUCAAGAUCUCAAAGUGAUGAAGAAGCUGAGAAUUAACAGAGGCGUAAAGAUCUUGACGUUCUGCUUCCAUUUUGUUUCGCAACAAUUUGGCCAGAGGAUGCAAAGCCCCAGAACUUAAUUAAAGAGGCUAUCAAGAUGUUUGAGAAAAAAGACCAACAACAUCUUCAGAUAUCUGAAAAGAUCAGAGAAAAAGUGUGAUUUGUGUGUAGUUGGAACGGGAACGAGUGAUUGGAAGGUUGCAAGAUCUGAAGUACAAGCUGAGAAAAUUGAAUCUGAAGCUAGGCGACAUGGCUAAUGCUAGGAGAGCUCCAUCAGAAGAUGCGAACAGACAUGCUGUCUGUGAGUUAAUGGAGAAGAGGAAGGAAAAAAAGCAGACACUUGAGGCCGAAAUUAAGGAAGCUGAGAAGCAAUUUGAGGACAUAAAAGAAGAAAUAUGGUGUGACAUGGAGCAUUUGAAAGAGAAGCACCACAGAAACGAAGCUUCUGUCUGCAUUCUUGACCAGAAGAAAAUUCGUGGAAAGAAUCGCUGGUUCUUCCUUUUCUGUAACUUGGAAUCCAUACACACUGCUAUUACAUCUACCAACAUGUCUUCUGUUACCUUAUAGUUAGUUUUUAUCAGACUCAACUAUUUAUGACUCAUAUAUUCAUAUA